AUGGCGGACAGUACAAGUAUUGCAGGACCUUCACAGCCUAAGAAAAGGAAAGUAAGUAAAAAACUGACUGAUGCCGAAAUAUUAGAAUUACUAGAAAAGAGUGAUCUUUCUGAUUAUGACAGCGUAGACGAUGAAGAUUACGGUUGGGAUUCUACGAGCGAAUCGGAAGGAGAUAGUGAUGUCGCUGUGGAUAACUUAGAAAUGUCGGAUUUUGACACAGAAGAUCAACAAUUACCGGUAAUCCGACAGGUUGACUGGAAAACAGAUUCAAGUUGCAUGGUAAGUCAUACAUUUACAAAAUCUGAGUCCUUGCUAAUACAGCCAACUGAAAGUACUCCUAUCGGAUAUUUUCGCCUUUUCCUCACUGAAGUAUUUCUGGAAAAAAUAGUCGAAGAAACAAAUCGUUACGCAUUAGAAAUACAAAAUAGCGAUAAAACGAAAGAAAAGUCGCGAAUAACGCUUUGGAAAGAUUUAAAAGUGGAUGAAUUUUUAGUUUUUUCGGGAGCAUUCUUGCAAAUGGGGACAGUAAGAAUGAAUAGACUUCAGGACUACUGGAAGAAGGACCCAUUAUUUCAUAAUGCAGGCAGCAUUGCAAAUAGCAUUGGCCGAAAUCGGUUUUUAUUAAUUUUACAUGCAUUACAUUUUGCAAAAAAUAGUGAACCUGGAGAACCUCAACCUACAGACAGGUUAUAUAAAAUACGCCCUGUUAUCGAUUUUUUUAACGAAAGAAUGUGCGAGAUAUAUUAUCCUAAUAGAGAACUUUCUUUGGAUGAAUCUAUGGUUCUCUGGCGAGGUAAAUUAUUGUUUCGCCAAUACAUAAAGAAUAAAAGACAUAAGUACGGUAUAAAACUUUAUAUUUUGAGCACAUCAAGUGGAAUAGUGCAAAAGAUUGCCGUGUAUACUGGUUUAUUAGAUGACUAUGGAGGGCAAAACCAUACACAAAAAAUUGUUUUGCAUUUACUGAAUGAAAAAUUAAAUGUCGGUCACCAUGUUUUCAUGGACAAUUAUUAUAAUAGCUUUGACUUGGCCAAGUUACUGUUAGAUAUAAAGACACACUGCACAGGCACAUUGAGAACCACUCGAAAAAACACUCCAAAGAAUGUUCAAACUACUUAA
Messenger RNA from Stegodyphus dumicola, 1116 nucleotides. Its product is annotated as piggyBac transposable element-derived protein 4-like. The record is from RefSeq and is a predicted model, not a curated record. Lineage: Eukaryota; Metazoa; Arthropoda; Arachnida; Araneae; Eresidae.